AUGCAUGAACAUCGUAGUAGCCUAGGCUCAGAUGCUAGUGUUAACUUGAAAGACGACAGGAAUGUGCUUUUUGUGAUUCAAGGAAAAAAGGGCAGCAGUGCAUUUUUACACCAGCGGUUGUGUCUUAAGCUGGGCACUGGGCCCCGAAGAAUGAGACAUAUUGAGGGUGGGGAUGAAGGAGAGGAUAAUCGAGUAAUGGGUUUGAAACCUAGAGAAAGAAAGAUUCCCAGGCAUUUGCAUGUGCAUGGAGGUGAGUAUAGUCUGCUCUAA
Messenger RNA from Protopolystoma xenopodis, 270 nucleotides. NCBI's taxonomy places the organism in Eukaryota, Metazoa, Platyhelminthes, Monogenea, Polystomatidea, Polystomatidae. The record is from the annotation of a GenBank genome assembly.